GCUUCUCAUCAUUCCAAUCUCCAUCCCUCUCUCUCUCUCUCUCUCUCACUCACACACACACAAACAAACACACAAAGAAAGAGGGUUCAAGAACUAGCUAUAAGAUGAAGGUUCACUUUGCAGCACUGCUUCUGCUCACCCUUGUUCUGAGUUCUUCACUCAUGGACACCACAAUGGCACUUGCAAGUUAUUGUGAGGAGAAAUGUGGAGUGAGGUGUUCAAAGGCAGGAGUGAAGGACAGAUGCCUCAAGUACUGUGGAAUCUGCUGUGAGGAGUGCAAAUGUGUGCCUUCUGGUACCUAUGGGAACAAGCAUGAGUGCCCUUGCUACAGGGACAAGAAAAACUCCAAAGGCAAACCUAAAUGCCCUUGACCAUUUUAACCCAACCCCACAAUCACCAGAUUUCAUCCAUCUCCCUUUCUAGUGUGGGACUAAUAAUAUAUAUUUGCAGUAUGAUUCUCUC
Sesamum indicum (sesame) is the source of this 462-nucleotide messenger RNA. Its product is annotated as peamaclein. The record is from RefSeq and is a predicted model, not a curated record. NCBI's taxonomy places the organism in Eukaryota, Viridiplantae, Streptophyta, Magnoliopsida, Lamiales, Pedaliaceae.